GAUAUUUAAUUUACCUGUUUAUAUAUAUAUAAUUUCACUGCAAGGUGAUGAAAUGUAGAUAAUCUAUCAUGUCCACCGGGCGAAUUUGUUUGUGCAGACGAUAUCACUGGAUCUCAAACCUAUAUUAACAUAGUAUCACUUAACAGAAAUAUUUUUAAAAGUUUUGGAAAUGUUCUGUAGCAUACCUGAAAAUUAUAUUUUGAAGAUGUACAUUUCAGUCGCACGGUAAUUUCGUGUAAAAUGCUUAUCAAUAUUUUCACAGGGAAUAUGACAGAUUCGGACACAUAUUCUACAGCAGUCUUAGUCGAGUCAAUAUGUAGCAGCAGUCUUUCAAUACUGGGAUCUUUUGUUAUUUUUGGAACAUAUAUAUUUAUUCCGGAAAUACGAAACUCAGCAAGGAAGCUUGUCACGUGCCUAACUGUAGCGGACCUUAUGACGUCAGUUGGAGUCAUUUCUUCAGCACUGGCACAUUUUGCUGGAACUCAAAGAGAAGUAUGCACCACUCAGAGCUUCAUAACUACAUAUUCAAGUCUUGUUUCUUUUAAUCUAACGAUUGCCAUAGCAAUCCAUAUAUUCGCCACCGUUGUGUACAAAACUGACAAAACUUCAUCACGGAAGUUCCUUCUUUGGGUUAACGUGAUCAGCUGGUUUAUUCCAGCAAUAAUUAUAGCAGUAGCUGGUGCAAAUGAUGUUCUUGGUAGAGAUACGACAGAAAGUGCGGAUACUGGUCCAUGGUGUUGGUUAAAAGAACAUUGUGGUAAUUAUGCAUUUUGGAUGUUGCUAACAGGGAAAGGAUGGGAAUUACUAUGCUACCUCAUCACAACAGCUCUGUAUGUCCUGCUUAAAUUUUAUCUGUUUUUGAAGUACAAACAACCAAGGUUUACAGAAAUACACGAAAGUCUGAGGGACAAUGAUCAGAACUAUUUAUACGUUUGGUUUGUUCUUUACGUGCUUCGUUUGUGGGGCUCUAUUCGGUCCAUGAUGUUCCUGACAGGAGUUGAUAAAAGCAGUCCUGGAGAUACAAUUUCCUAUGUCUUUAUGCACAUGCAAGCUUUUGGUGACCCAGCUCAAGCAUUUUGCAAUUUCAUCCUAGUAUGCUUCCUUGACAAAACUGUCAGAUCAUCUUUACUCGGUGUUUGCGUGCGUGCAACGCAGAAUAAGAAAGACGGAUUUUCCGAGGAGAGGGUACGAUUGGUUGAAGAUAGUCAAAAAGUGAUACGGCUCAUGUGAACUCAUAGUCUCGACAAAAUAAUAAUUCGAAAUUGUUUAAUUACUUGUUGAGAUACGGUCCAUUAUCAGUCUUGAGAAUAUACUACAGUUACUUCUAGUCUCACUGUAUUGUAAUAUUCGACCGAUGCAUGGGAGAGUAUUGUUGAGUGUAUUAUGUAAUGUAAUAAUAUACAUGUAUUUAUCUCAACAUUUUGAUCUUUUUAACUUCCGUAUUUAAACUGAUACCUAUAAUUUAUCUACUUCUAGAUGACAUCAACAGAUAAAAACGGAUUAUUUUGAUUAGAUGUACAAACUAGACGUUAGAACACGUUAUUGAUAACAGGAUCAGUAUAUUUUUGUGUUGUUUUGACCAUUCGCUAAGUCAAAAAAGUAAAAACAAAUACCAGAUUUAAUUGACAAUAGUUUCAGUAAGUUUAUUGUCCAUUUCAUAUGAAUAGUAUACUUUUUUUGUUUCUGUUGGCUUUAACGUCAAGCCUUUGUGUUGGAGGAAGACUCCAGGUGCCCCUCCAUGCAUUCCGUUAGCUGGCUGGAUGACUUCCUCACAGGAAGAAUUCAACGUCCCGAGUGAGGCUUAAACCAACAUCGUUGAGGGGGCGGGUAGAGAUUCAAGGUCAGCGACCUUAAUCACUCGGCCAUGAGGCCCCCGCUCAUAUCAAUAAUAGGAAGCAUUUCCAACCAAACUGUUU
Messenger RNA from Mercenaria mercenaria, 1916 nucleotides. Its product is annotated as G-protein coupled receptor 157-like. Gene Ontology annotation, biological process: cell surface receptor signaling pathway; adenylate cyclase-activating G protein-coupled receptor signaling pathway. Gene Ontology annotation, molecular function: G protein-coupled receptor activity. The coding region runs from base 241 to 1230 and encodes 329 amino acids. The transcript is spliced from 4 exons. Lineage: Eukaryota; Metazoa; Mollusca; Bivalvia; Venerida; Veneridae. Gene Ontology annotation, cellular component: plasma membrane. The record is from RefSeq and is a predicted model, not a curated record.